Messenger RNA from Ciona intestinalis (vase tunicate), 2888 nucleotides. NCBI's taxonomy places the organism in Eukaryota, Metazoa, Chordata, Ascidiacea, Phlebobranchia, Cionidae. The record is from RefSeq and is a predicted model, not a curated record.
GAUUAAAAUAAAAUAUAUUACUUUUAAAGUUUUAGUUUGCGGUUAAAAAUUACUAAAUACUCGUUUACUUUUCAAAUUAAAAAGCGCGAAAAAAUCCUGCCUCGGCGUAUAUAUACGACUGUUUUGUUGACACAAUCUUUUUGUUGUAGUGGGUAGGUUGUCACAACAAAGUUUGGAUUGAAAAGUUACAACCAAGUUGUGAUUUUUAAACUUCAUAAUUUAUGUAAUACAAGCAGUAUAUCAGUCUGCGGAAUGAAGUGACUUCUACAUGUACAUGUUCUCAGCGUACCAAAAAUGCCAACUUUAGCUGCGGUACACUUGUGUUGGUUUUUCAAUGAGUAGGUGUGAAUACGUGACGUCGGUUCGAAUAAUAAAUGGCGAUUAAAAUUCGGAUUAAGUGCCCGCGGAGUGCUACAAAAGCAACAUACCGUUCGAUCGUCACACAACUCUCGAAUAUGACUUUUCAAGUGGCCAGUUCCCAUUGUGCCGCAAAGUAAUUUUUACCGCAAACUGUGUCGCCACAAAUAACAUUAUAUAUUGCCAUAUAGGAUCACUGCGCGCGAGCCGUGGACAUCACUUAAUUGGUGCGGGUUAUCAAGACCUUGUGUUGAAUCAUAAUUACGAGAGCUCUUGAAACCGUUGUUGUCUUGGUGAUCGUAUUUCCGUUACUGGGCCGAGGUCGCUGUUUUUUUUCUGGUAAAUAGCAAAGGAAGUCCAAAUAAUUUGUGUUUGUUUGUCGACAGUUUAGUUUGCGUAAGAAUUUCUGAUAAAUAUGCGAUAUUACGGGAAAGGAGUUUAUUUAUAUUUAAUGUUGAUUAUAGAUUCCGUGACGUCACAGAGUGAAUUGUCACUGUUUGACUCCUGCGGAGCAAACAUAACCGAGGACGAAGGUCGUAUUACUUCACCCAACUACCCGCAAGAAUACCCGAACAACGCAUUCUGUGUGUGGAAAAUAAAAACUGACGUACCCAACAUGCCGAUCCAGAUCAAUGUCAUACAUUUGGACGUUUCGCCUUCGCGAGGUUGUCAGCUCGACUACUUGAGUAUUCGCUUCUUAGGGGAACCCCCACUCCCAUACUGGGUGUGUGGCACCAAUCCCGAUGUUACUAGUAAUACUACAAGCAAUGGUCCAGUGGAAAUCGUAUUCAGCAGCAAUAAGCAUGGUACAGCAAGGGGUUUUGCCCUGGAUUUCAAAGUGCUAUCCCCAUGUCUAUCCGAUCCGUGUCUAAACGGUGGAACUUGCACUUACGAUGUGAGUUCGUACACUUGCGCAUGCGCAGAUGGUUGGGAAGGAGUAAACUGUGAACAAGAUGUGGACGAAUGCGCGUCCUUACCGUGCAACAAUAAUGGAACUUGCACCGAUAGAGUGAACGAUUUCACUUGCUCUUGCAUGGCGGGGGUUUCAGGGGACACUUGUGACGUCAUAGAGGACCACUGCGUGUUUUUGGUUCCGUGCAAAAAUUCCGGGACAUGCCAAAAUACACGAACGUAUUAUAGAUGUACGUGUAUGGCUGGAUACCAUGGCCAGGAUUGCGAAAACGAAAUCGACGAAUGCCUGUCAAACCCUUGCCAAAAUGGAGGAUCAUGCACAGAUCGGCUUGCUGGUUACGAUUGUCAAUGCGAUGACGGAAUUUCGGGAAAACACUGCGAGGUUAGGCCUACAACUACCACUGCACCGAGCACUACUAUAACUACUACAGCCAGCCCCGACGAAGUCACUACAACCACGAUACCCGAGAUACUUUGUGCUGUGGAUUCCGCAUUCCAAUGCUUGAACGGUGGAAGUUGCGUUGUACUAAACCGAGUAACAGAGACUUGUUUAUGUACUGAAGGAUACGAAGGAAAUAGAUGCGAAAAUGAAGAACUAACUUAUUUCUACGCCAUGGUUGGAACCACGGCAGGUUCUGUGAUCUGCGUCAUACUCUUGGUCGCCCUCGUGUGUUGGAUGAUUUACAAGCGAAAGCAACCAAGUGGGACCGGAGUCACAGUUUUAAAUCACCAAAACAACUCUUCUUCUCCGGACAAAUCUAUUCCUCCUGCCUCCGGAGGCCCCAAAGAAGCUUGGCCGGAGAAAAAUGGAGAACACAUAGAAAAGAAAGAGAAUUUUAUCGGCCGCAACAUGUCGCCCCAGAGCCCGACCUAUGAGUCAAUACCCAUGGAAAACGUAACAUCCCCAACUGUAAAUGAUAACGUAGCAUAUUACACGGAGUCUACCACUGUACCAUUCCCGCAACAGUUGCCACAAACAGUACCACCGUACCCUAAUAAUGUACAAGCACAUCCUGCAAACAGGCGGUUUUCUCUUCCGGUUGCUGACCCUACUCAUCAUCAGGCUAACGGUGGAACUGGUUUGAGCGUCGGAGCAGUAAUGUCAAUUUAUCAAGUUCUUAACGCUAUACAGAAUAGCAAUGGAGGUGUUCCUUCACAGCAGAGGGUCCCAGACAAGAAAUAUAAGUGGAAAUCACCAGAUCCCAAUAAAAACCGAGAGAUGUACGAUGGAGAUUUAUCAAGUCCAUUAUCAAGCGCAGAAGCUAACUUCCCAAAUAACCCAAUAAAGGGAUCGCCACCCUCCCCUGCAGGGGUUCGUAAGCGACCACCACACGCCCCACUCCGGAGUAACGAACCAGAAGUGAAGAAAAGAGCAAAACGGGUCGAGUUUUCGGAGAAUAUAAACCAGUGGCGGCAACCUGCGCCGAUAAGGGAGCCACGCAGAGGUAGUUUGAGAAUGAAUCCUUUACAGAUUAAAAGGUUCGACGACGUUCGAAGUUAUAACUACUUUGACCAAUUCACACGAGAUAUGAGCGGUCGAACUUCACUCAGACUGAACAGAGAAAACGCUUUUCUUUUCGACUGAUUUAAAAGAAGUAGUUUUACUUUUUGUUACUUUG